AUGCCUACCGUCGUCGAACCACAACCGCACCUUGUCGGCGUGAACGCAGACAGCGUGGCGACCUCGGCAGCCGACCUGCUCAAAUGCGUCUCAUACUCUGAGUUUUCCCACAAUGACGUCCUGCGCACCUCUUUCGAGUCCCCGAGCACAAGCCCAGGUAUCGUCCCGCGAGAGAACGGUUUUUCGAACACGAUCAUCCGCGCCUUUCAGCAAGACUUACAUCUGACCCUGCGGCCGGAUGACGUGUGGCUUGCCAUCCUCGUGCAGCUCGGCUUCUUCGUCAACGGCAAAGGGCGCGCCGAGGGGCUUCGAGAUAGGUUUGUGGAGCACCAAGGCCGCAGGCAUCUCGUGGUGGACGCCCGGCCCGCAGGCUUAGCCACGGUCGACAUCGGCGUCGUCGUGGACCAGCUGGUCCAGCUCGUCAAGGGCAGCCUCCGAGACCCCGAGAUCGCGACGAGGCUGCUUCUCGAAUUCAGCACGACGAUGGAGGACGACCGGGCCACCGCCGCCAUCGCCUUUUUGGGAACCAUGCAGAACUAUUUCAGCUUUGAGUUCCAGGUCGGCUGCGGCUUCCCCUCAGUCACGCUGCUGGGCGUCCGGGAGGAUUGGGUCAAGAUGCUAGACGGUCUGGGGCUCUUGUCGUCGCUCAGUGAUGAGACCGUCGAAUGGGCCGCCUGCUUGUCCAAGGUGCUCGAGUACAUGGUGGCCAGCUUCGACCGGCCGCAAGACCAAGACGUGAAGGACUUCUGGAUGCGCGCGGUCCACGAGUCCGGGAGGAACGGCUCUGGUGAGCUGGUCACGUUGUCCGGGUGGCUGACUGCCUUCUCGUGGUGGGAUCCUUGCGGAGACCGCCAGAGGACUUUCAGCAACAAAAGCGUGUGGAAGCGGCAGCUGACGCUGGACGGAGUCGAGUUCCCCGUCAUCAGUGCUGACCAUAUUCCGGCGUCCAUAACAAGAUGUCCGGUCGUGGUGUUUGACGACACCAGAGGGCCGGAGGAAGGCGGCGGGAAGAUCAACGCCGAGUUUUUGGCUGGCAUCCCGGGCUUCCAAGUCCAAGAUGCCUCUGCGACGGCGGUGCGACCCAUUUCGGGUUGGUGGUUGUUGGCGCGCCGUUGCGAAGUCCCUGGUCAACAAAUCACUCAAGCAUAG
Messenger RNA from Colletotrichum higginsianum IMI 349063, 1149 nucleotides. RefSeq lists its product as uncharacterized. The transcript has a single exon. The coding region runs from base 1 to 1149 and encodes 382 amino acids. The record is from RefSeq and is a predicted model, not a curated record. Lineage: Eukaryota; Fungi; Ascomycota; Sordariomycetes; Glomerellales; Glomerellaceae.